Carcharodon carcharias (great white shark) is the source of this 189-nucleotide messenger RNA. Its product is annotated as cell wall protein DAN4-like. The record is from RefSeq and is a predicted model, not a curated record. The transcript is spliced from 3 exons. Lineage: Eukaryota; Metazoa; Chordata; Chondrichthyes; Lamniformes; Lamnidae. The annotation marks the transcript as partial.
UCAACACCCACUAAAGGAACCAGUGAAACCACCUCAACACCCACUAAAUCAGCACCUACGAUAGGAACCAGUGAAACCACCACAACACCUACCAUAUCAGCACCUACGAUAGGAACCAGUGAAACCACCACAACACCUACCAUAGGAACCAGUGAAACCACCUCAACACCUACUACAGAAACCACCAAA